Molecule: messenger RNA, 2631 nt
Organism: Acytostelium subglobosum LB1
Lineage: Eukaryota; Evosea; Eumycetozoa; Acytosteliales; Acytosteliaceae
Exons: 3
Coding region: 1-2631 (876 amino acids)
Biological process (GO): L-homoserine biosynthetic process; aspartate family amino acid biosynthetic process
Molecular function (GO): aspartate kinase activity; NADP binding; homoserine dehydrogenase activity
Source: RefSeq, a predicted model, not a curated record
AUGGAUACAAGUUAUAACUUCCAACAGGUGGCAUGGCAUGUGCAUAAGAUUGGUGGUAGCAUUCUGGGCACAUCGGAGAAUUACUCAAAGGUGCUACAGGUAAUUGAUCAUUCAAAGUAUGAUCACCUGGAAUUCAACAAGUCGGGUUUGGACCCAAAGACAACCGCCUGUGUACAGGGUGUGGUCGUGUCGGCCAUGGAGGGCGUCACCAAUACCCUGCUGCGAAUGACCCAGCUGGCCAAAUCCAUGGACAACAACUAUGAGACCGUGUGCGAUCAGUUGCUCGCCAAACUGAUCGGCUGUGCCGAGGGCCUGAUCCAAGACGCCUCCAGCCAAGAGGGCCUGAAACUGUUUGAGUCUGACCUUCGCAAAGACAUCCUCAAGAUAAAGGACAUCUUGCGUGCGAUUGCCAUCACCAAAUCAAUGUCCGAGGAGAUGGAGGACUUGAUCGUGGGUCACGGCGAGGUGUGGUCCGCUCGCCUCCUCACCUUGUUCCUGCAGUCACGUGGCGUCAAUGCCAAUUGGCUCGACACUCGCCAGACAUUGUUUGUGUCAAAGGGCGAGUGUGGACCUGUUGUGGAUUGGGAGCGCUCAGAGGCCGAGUUGGCCAACUGGAUGUCCAAGAACUACACCCCAGAGCUUUCUAUCCUCAUCAUUACUGGAUUCGUGGCCAGUUCGGCCACUGGAAUGCCAACAACACUGGGCAGGAAUGGCUCUGACUACUCGGCAUCGAUCUUUGGCGCCAUGCUCAAGUCCAGCCUCAUCACCAUUUGGAAGGAUGUCGAUGGUCUGUUCUCAGCCGAUCCCAAGAUUGUACCCAAGGCGUCCAUCCUCAAGGAGAUCUCUUACAAUGAGGUCAGUGAGCUGUCUCACUAUGGAGCCAACAUCCUCCAUCCACACACCAUGCCCCCAGCCAUCAAGAACAACAUCCCCAUCAAGAUACGUAACUUCUUCAACCUCUCCAAGUGUGGAACAUUGAUCCAUGCAAGAUCAAAUAUUGGACCAGAAGAGGACACCAACCCGUACAAUCAUAAUGUGAAGGGAUUCUCUGCCAUCAGGAGAGUGUCGUUGAUCAAUGUUGAAGGUGCUGGACUCGGUGUGUCCAACUUGGCUCAACGUGUGUUUGUUUCCUUGCGUGACGUGCAUGUAACAGUGUUGUUGAUCUCUCAGGGCUCUUCACAAAGUUCAAUCUGUGUGGCCAUCGCUGAGAAGGACGGAGACAUCUCUUUGAACGCCAUUCGCAAGGAGUUCCACAAUGAACUCAAGUACACUGGACAUGUACAAACGAUCGAGUUGGUCAAAGAUUGUAGCAUUAUUGCCGCCGUUGGUGAUCAGAUGGUUAGCUCAGUUGGUGUGGCGUCCAAGCUAUUCAACGCACUGUCCAGACGAGGUAUCAACAUCAAGGCCAUUGCACAAGGUUCAUCCGAGAGGAAUAUCUCUGCUGUACUCAUGGAUAAGGAUACAUCGAUGGCACUGAGAGCUGUUCACUCAACCUUCUACAGACCAUUCGACCCUGAUUCAAUCUCCAUUGGUAUCAUUGGAGCAGGAUUGAUUGGUAGCGAGUUGUUGGAGCAGUUGAAGAAGCAGCCUGUGGUCAAUGUUAGACGUCCAAAGCAUAACUUUAUCGUUCGCGCCAUCGCCAACUCAAAGAAGAUGGUGGUCGAUGGUGAAGGUGUCAGCUUGGACAAGUGGAAGUCGCUGCUUGGUGGCGACACUGCACAGGAUUUCGACGUGGACGUCAUUGCAGAGAGCAUCUUGGUCGGCCACCCCAAGCAUUCAGUGAUCAUUGACUGCACUGCCAGCAAGGAGUUGCCAAAGUCUUACCCCAAGUGGCUGGCACAGGGCAUCCACGUCAUCACACCCAACAAGGUUGGCUUUUCCAGCCAGCUGGCGCUGUACAAGGACAUCCAGAGCACUGCCCACAGCCACUUCACGCACUGUCUGUACGAGACCACGGUGGGCGGCGGCCUGCCCAUUCUCCACAUGGUGCAGCAGAUGGUAGCGACGGGCGACCGCAUCACCCGCAUCGAGGGCAUCUUCUCGGGCACGCUGUCAUACAUCUUCAAUCAAUAUGGCCGUGAUAGCAACAUCAAGUUCUCAGACAUUGUCCUGGCUGCCAAGAGCAAGGGCUUCACCGAGCCCGACCCCAGAGACGACCUCAACGGCAUGGACUUUGCUCGCAAGAUCAUCAUCCUGGCGCGUGAGAUAGUCGACUCGUUCGAAGCGAACCAAGUCGACGUGGUCAGUCUGAUACCCGCUGACGACAAGGAGGCGGCCACAGCACCAGUCGACCAGUUCCUCAGCAACCAUCUGCUCAAGUUGGAUGCCGUGUACGAUGCCAUGCGCGUCAAGGCUGCGUCCAACAAUCAAGUACUUCGAUACAGUGGUGUGAUCGAGGUGGAUCACUCACAGGCCACGCCCACAGCCAAGGCCUCAGUGUCCCUGCGCGACUAUCCCCAGUCACAUCCUUUUGCCAACCUCACUGAGUGCGAUAACGUCAUUGCCAUUUACAGUGAGCGAUACAGCAAGACACCUCUGGUGAUCCAAGGUCCUGGCGCUGGUGCCACUGUCACUGCUGCAGGAAUCUAUGGUGACCUGUACCGUUUGUCAUCAUUCCUCCAACAUGUCUAA